AUAUGCUUGCAGAGAAGACAAAAAUGUUCAUGGGUAAACAAAUUAGCAGGUUGGCUACAAAAUGUAAUUGCUAGUUAUGACUCAGACGCUACCUGCAGACUGCAGUUACAAUUAUCCUCCGAGACACAAUACAAAUAUAUAUACAAUCACACUCAUCAGUUGUAUAUUCUCUUUUGCCAAAAAUCGAUGAUGACCAAGUCAGCUGCUUAACCUCCAAAUGCCAAUCCAUAUAAAUAUUAGGUUAACCUCCAAGUGAUACCAGCUUUCAAUCUCCAGUCUAUAUGUAGACGACAGAGAUGCAAAUCUAGCUUAAGCAUCCAGGUGGUUAAUUACCUUCUCUACUAAUCAGCCAUGAGCUCAAUGUUCCUAAUCAUCCUAUCAUGCAUGCUUCUCCUUUCUAAUUCUGGCAGAACAACUACAGGUGCAGAGCUAGGUGACACUCUUGGCAAGGGCCGGAACAUCACCGACGGCGAGAGGCUCGUCUCCGCCGGCGGCUCAUUCACGCUGGGCUUCUUCUCGCCGGCGUCGUCUUCGUCGUCGAGCACCAGCCGGAGAUACCUCGGGAUAUGGUUCUCCGUCUCCGACGACGUCGUCUGCUGGGUCGCCAACCGCGACCGCCCUCUCACGGACACCUCCGGCGUGCUGGUGAUCACCGACGCGGGGAGCCUCCUCUUGCUCGAUGGCUCUGGCCACGUCGUGUGGUCGUCGAACACGACGACCGGGGGCGGCGCGUCCAUGGCGGCGCAGCUGCUCGAGUCGGGAAACCUCGUCGUCAGUGACCGCGGCAAUGGCGGCGCGGGCGCUGUCGUCGUGUGGCAGUCGUUCGACCACCCGUGUGACACGCUGCUCCCCGGCAUGAAGAUCGGCAAGAACCUGUGGACCGGCGCCGAGUGGUACCUCUCGUCGUGGCGUUCGUCCGGCGACCCGUCGCCGGGGAACUACCGGUACAGGACGGACACGAAGGGCGUGCCGGAGAACGUGCUCUGGGACGGCGACGGCGAGGUGUACCGGACGGGGCCGUGGAACGGGCUGUGGUUCAGCGGCAUCCCGGAGAUGGGGACGUACUCCGACAUGUUCAGCUACCAGCUGACGGUGAGCCCCGGCGAGAUCACCUUCGGCUACUCCGCCAACGCCGGCGCGCCGUUCUCCCGCCUCGUGGUGACGGGCGUCGGCGAGGUCCAGCGGCUGGUGUGGGAGCCGAGCAGCCGGGCAUGGAAGAACUUCUUCCAGGGGCCGAGGGACCUGUGCGACGACUACGGCAAGUGCGGGGCGUUCGGCCUGUGCGACGCCGGCGCGGCGUCGACGUCGUUCUGCAGCUGCGUGGAGGGCUUCACCCCGGCGUCGCCGUCGCCGUGGAAGAAGAUGAGGGACACCUCCGCCGGGUGCCGGCGAGACGCGGCGCUGGGCUGCGCCACGGACGGCUUCCUGACGGUGCGCGGCGUGAAGCUCCCCGACGCGCAUAACGCGACGGUGGACAAGCGCGUCACGGUGGAGGAGUGCUGGGCGCGGUGCCUCGCCAACUGCUCGUGCGUCGCCUACGCCCCCGCCGACAUCGGAGGCGGCGGCGGCUGCGGCGCCGGGAGCGGAUGCAUCAUCUGGGCCGACGACCUCGUCGACCUGCGCUACGUCGAUGGAGGACAAGAUCUCUACGUGAGGUUGGCGAAAUCUGAGUUAGGCAAAGAUGGUAUUCGGCAACGGCGGCCUCCAGCUGCUGUGGUUAUUGGUGCAUCCAUUGCUUCAGUUGUUGGGGUUCUUCUCAUUAUUUUGUUGGUCCUCCUAUAUGUGAUUAGGAGGCGUCAGAGGCCUAGAGUAUCAGAUGAUGAUGCGGGCGUUCCAGCUGCUACUGCUGCUGUUCAUGCUCGUCCUAAUCCUGCUUUGGCUGCCCCUUCAAUUAAUCUGUCUAGUGUGAAGGAGGCUACAGGGAAUUUCUCUGAAAGCAAUAUCAUUGGCAGAGGUGGUUUCGGCAUUGUCUAUCAGGGGAAGCUGCCCAGUGGUAGAAAGGUUGCUGUAAAGAGGCUCACACAGUCUCUUGUUACUGACAAACGCAAGGAGGAUUUCAUAAGAGAGGUGGAGAUGAUGUCGAACACAAGGCACGCCUACCUUGUUGAGCUGCUCUGUUACUGCCAAGAAGGAGGCGAGAUGAUACUAGUCUAUGAAUACAUGGAGAACAUGAGCUUGGAUCUCUACAUAUUUGGAGAAGAUCGUAGACUGCGAGCCUCUCUGAAUUGGGUGCAAAGAUUAGACAUAAUCCGCGGGAUCGCCAUAGGUGUCGAGUACCUUCACAACGUGAAAGUUAUUCACAGGGAUCUGAAACCAUCCAACAUACUCCUAGAUGACAAUCGGAGACCUAAGGUAGCAGACUUUGGCACUGCCAAGCUGUUUAUCAACGACCAGACUGAUCCAACAUUAGUUCUGUCAGCGGGCUACAUAGCUCCAGAAUAUGCAGCUCAAGGAAAUCUGACGCUCAAGUGCGAUGUGUAUAGCUUUGGAGUUGUGUUGCUAGAGAUAAUCAGUGGUAAAAGGAACAGGACAUUACCAACUUUUCUUCGUGAGACCUGGGAGUCUUGGAAACAGCAUGAGAUCGAGGACAUUCUUGAUUUAGGACUGAUCAAACCUGAGCCUGAUCUCCUGCUUGGGCUAGACAGGUGCAUCCAAAUUGGGCUUCUCUGCGUACAGCAAUCUCCCGAUGACAGGCCUACCAUGAAUCAGGUUGUCUCAAUGCUAACCAAAUACAGUUCACAGAUAGCCAUGCCCAAGAAUCCCAUGAUCAACAGCAGAUGCGAGCCUUCAGUUUCACAAGUAGUAUCUGACACAGAGCCGGCCUCACACGACAGACCUGGGCCGAGCCUGAACUGACCGUCUCGUGCUUGGCUCGGCAUGUCACAGCUCACAAGAAAUCGCAUUGGAUAGAGAGAGUUUGCUGUUGUUUGUGGCCCCCUGAACCUUCUUCUCAGCUAUUCCUGUGUUGAUUAGUGUACUUAUCCCCAUGUCCCAGCGUCAGAACGCCGUCAACACUGAAAAAUUCGGGUUUCUGAUGAACGGAGGAAAAUCCAUCUCGUGUCCUUGAGGUCUUUCGGACUAUUCUUAAGCUUCAGCAAUCAUGUGUACAGAAAUCGUUGUAGGAAGUUUUUGCACACAA
Oryza sativa Japonica Group (Japanese rice) is the source of this 3139-nucleotide messenger RNA. RefSeq names its product receptor-like serine/threonine-protein kinase SD1-8. Gene Ontology annotation, molecular function: ATP binding; protein serine/threonine kinase activity. Lineage: Eukaryota; Viridiplantae; Streptophyta; Magnoliopsida; Poales; Poaceae. Gene Ontology annotation, biological process: protein phosphorylation; recognition of pollen. The record is from RefSeq and is a predicted model, not a curated record.